Molecule: messenger RNA, 3630 nt
Organism: Gasterosteus aculeatus aculeatus (three-spined stickleback)
Lineage: Eukaryota; Metazoa; Chordata; Actinopteri; Perciformes; Gasterosteidae
Source: RefSeq, a predicted model, not a curated record
UUUGCUUUACGUGAAGCUAAGCGGGGAAGAGCUAUUGUUCCUCCAUCACGCUCGCCUGAGUUAAGAGAAAACCGGGUGUGCCUUAAGAAUAAACUCCUUGUGAUAAAUUCCCGCCAAUGCGCAGUUUAUUGUGAAAGCUGGGACCGGGAUCUGUACAUGGAACUCUGAGAUGGUGCCGUGUUUGGGACACAGCAGCAGUUCUGUAACGCAGUGCUAAAUGUAGGAGAGGUAACCCAACGGCACGUGUGUGAUAAUAUAACGCAGAAGAAAUCACAUAUGGAUCCCAACCGGAUAAUCCAGGCUCUGAAAGGGACCAUCGAGCCUAAUCUGAGGAUAGCUGCGGAGAAUGAACUCAAUCAGUCGUACAAGAUCAUCAAUUUUGCCCCAACGCUGCUUCAGAUCAUUAUGUCGGAACAGGUGGAGUUUCCUGUUCGCCAGGCAGCGGCCAUCUACUUGAAGAACAUGGUGAGUCAGUACUGGCAGGAUAGAGAGCCGUGUCUGGGCGAGGUCGUCUUUCCUUUCAACAUCCAUGAGAACGACCGGCAGCAGAUCCGAGACCAUAUAGUGGAGGGCAUCAUCCGCUCUCCAGAGUCCAUACGUGCUCAGCUGACAAUGUGUCUGCGAGCCAUCAUCAAGCACGACUUCCCCGGCCGCUGGACUGCCAUAGUGGACAAACUCAGCAUGUACCUGCAGGCUCAAAACGGCGGCAGCUGGUAUGGCAGCUUACUGGCUCUUUACCAGCUGGUCAAAACAUACGAGUACCGCAAGGCAGAAGAGAGGGAGCCAUUGCUGGCAGCCAUGCAGAUCUUCCUGCCUAGGAUUCAGCAGCUCAUUAGCCAGCUGCUGGCUGACGCUACCAUCUUCUCUGUCCUGAUCCAAAAACAGAUUCUUAAGAUCUUCUACGCUCUUGUACAGUACUCACUACCUCUUCAGCUGAUCAACAACACAUUGAUGACUCAGUGGAUGGAAAUCCUCCGAGCCAUAAUGGACAGAGACGUCCCAGCUGAAACAUUGGAGGUUGAUGAGGAUGACCGUCCUGAGCUUGCAUGGUGGAAGUGUAAGAAGUGGGCGUUGCGCAUCAUCACAAGACUGUUUGAAAGGUAUGGAAGCCCUGGCAAUGUGACAAAGGAGUACUAUGAGUUUGCAGACUUUUUCUUGAAGACAUAUGCAAUGGGCAUACAGCAGGUCCUGCUGAAGGUAAUGGACCAGCACAGACAAAAGGAGUAUGUUACUCCUCGUGUCCUGCAGCAGUGCCUCAACUACCUCAAUCAGGGCCUGUCACACUCGCUGACCUGGAAACACAUGAAGCCACAUAUGCAGACCAUAUGCCAGGAGGUCAUCUUCCCUCUCAUGUGUUACAAAGAUGAGGAUGAGAAGCUUUGGCAGGAAGACCCUUAUGAGUAUAUCCGCAUGAAGUUCAACCUCUAUGAUGACCAAGCCCUACCAGCCACAGCUGCCCAGGGCGUCCUCUAUAAAGCUGCUCGCAAGAGGAAGCAGGUUCUUCCUCAGAUGAUGGAGUUCUGCCACCAGAUACUGGUGGAUCCAUCUCCUGACCCUCGCAAGAAGGAUGGUGCUCUGCACUGCAUUGGAGCUCUGGCUGAUCUUUUAUUGAAGAAGCGGAUGUACAGGGAGCAGAUGGAACUGAUGCUGCAAAACUAUGUCUUCCCGUUGCUCAACUCUCCUAUGGGUUACCUGCGAGCCAGGUCGUGCUGGGUGCUCCACUGCUUCAGCCCGCUGCGUUUCCAUGAUGAGCUGGUGCUCAGGAAUGCCGUUGAAUUGGUGAGACAGGAUCUGAUCGACGAUAAAGAGAUGCCAGUAAAGGUCGAAGCUGCAAUGGCUUUGCAGACCCUCGUAAGCAACCAAGAUCAAGCCAAGCUGUACAUCAGGCCGCACAUCCGUCCGGUCAUGCGGGAGCUGCUGCAUGUGGUGAAAGAGACAGAGAAUGAUGACCUGACUAACGUUAUUCAGAAGAUGAUCUGCGAGUACAACCAGGAAGUGGCCGCUAUCGCUGUGGACAUGACGCAGAACCUGGCAGAGAUUUUCAUUAGAGUCCUUCAGAGUGAGGAGUAUGAGGAGAACGAGGACAAAACUGUCAUGGCCCUUGGUAUUCUAAGCACCAUCGACACCAUCCUCACAGUCAUGGAGGACCACAAGGAGAUCACACAGCAGUUGGAGGGGAUCUGUUUGCAGGUGAUCGGUCUGGUCUUGCAGAAACCCAUCAUAGAGUUCUACGAGGAGAUCUUGUCACUGGCGUUCGGCCUCACGUGUCAGACCAUUUCCCCCCAAAUGUGGCAGCUACUUGUCUUGUAUGAGGUGUUCCAACAUGACUGCUUCGAUUACUUUACAGAUAUGAUGCCCCUCUUGCACAACUAUGUUACUGUGGAUACGGACAUGCUCUUGUCUAACCCUAAGCACUUGGAAGUCAUCUACAGCAUGUGCAAAAAGGUGCUGACUAUAGAUGCAGGUGAGGAUGCAGAGUGCCACGCUGCCAAACUGUUGGAGGUUAUCAUCCUGCAGUGCAGAGGGAGAGGCAUUGACCAGUGCAUUCCUCUCUUUGUGGAGGCAGUUCUGGAGCGUUUGAUGAGGGGGGUGAAAUCCAGCGAGCUGAGGACCAUGUGCCUGCAGGUGGCCAUUGCUGCUCUGUACUACAACCCAGCCCUGCUCAUCCACACUCUGGAAAACAUGCACUUCCAACACAGCCCUCAACCCAUCACUGCCCACUUCAUCAACCAGUGGAUGAAUGACACAGAGUUCUUCCUCGGGCUUCAUGACCGUAAGAUGUGUAUCAUCGGCCUGAGCGUGCUGAUGGAGCUUCCCAUUCGUCCGGCAGUGCUGGAGGGAGUCUCAGCCCAGAUUGUCCCCUCAAUCCUGCUCCUGUUCCUGGCCCUCAAACACGUCAACGCUUCCCGCCUUGUCAACAAACCCAACCUGCUGGCCAAUGCUGGGGCACUGGACGAAGACCAGAACGAGGAGAUUCCCAGUGAUGAAGAUGAAGUGACUGAGAACCGUAACGCCAUGCAGCAGCAGUCCAGCAUGCCAACAGGCCCGGCUGCUGAGGAGGAGGAAGAAGAUGAUGAAGAUGAUUGGGACAACGACUGCUUUGAGGGAACCCCCCUGGAGGAGUACAGCACGCCUUUGGACUAUGACAACGGAGAGGACGAGUAUCAGUUCUUUGCCUCAGCACUACUCCGGGUCCAGAACACUGAUGCAGCCUGGUACCAAUGUUUGAUCGCUUCACUCAGUGACGACCAGAAGAAACAGCUGCAGGAGAUCUACAGCAUCUCACAGCAGAGGAGGAGCACUGCCGCCAAGGGCCAGUGAGCUUUAAGGAACGUGUGCAGGACCAGAGAACUGGACGAAGGAGAGAGAAGCUGGUUGGGCCUGGCCUCAAAUGGAUUUCUAUCUAAUCUCAAUGAUCUUGGUUAAUAUCAGACUUCAUGGAUCCCAUCAUAACCAGGGUGCCAGCAGAAUUGCGUGUGUGCGUCACAGAAAUGUCUUCAUUAUAAAUUGAAUUGUCGUUGACCAGCAAAAGUAGUUUCUUGUACAUUGCAGUCCCUUUGAUCUGUGACUAAGUAACUGUGUUGUGUUUGUGUCUGCCUAAUUGUUAAUAAAACCAAAUGUCAAUAUGUG